AUGCCGCCCAUUCCACCUUUGUUCGUGCUUCCAGUCCCUCCGACCUUGAGCGCCAGCUCGUCUGCUCCAGGCGGACAGGGAAGCUUCAUAUGCACCCAGGCUGCUCAUCAAGUCUAUCUUCUUUCGUUUUCUUGCCCUCCAGACAACCGCCUUGUCCCAGCUUUCAACCAGACAUUUCUGCUAGCAUUGGACAUUAUCGAGCACCGACUUCCGCGUGGUGUGGUCAUCACGACUUCAUCCAUUAGCAAGUUCUACUCCAAUGGCCUAGACUUCGAAAAUGCCAUCAAGGAUCCAACCUUCUUCCCAAACAGUCUCUACCCACUAUGGCGGCGACUCAUAACUUAUCCGAUGCCGACGGUCGCCCUGAUGAAUGGCCAUGCCUUCGCAGGAGGCCUCAUGACUGCAAUGAUGCACGACUACCGCAUCAUGAACCCUCACAAGGGUUUCUUGUGCCUGAACGAGCUUGACUUUGGUGCAGCUCUUCAACCUGCCAUGGCAAGCGUGUUUCGAGUCAAGCUUAGCAUGACGACCUUCCGAAAUAUGGUUCUGGAGAGCAAGAGGUUCCCAGCUUUGGAGGCUCUAAAAGAGGGCAUCAUUGAUGGUGUUGGAGGUGUCGAUGAGACCCUCAAGUUCAUUGCCGAGAUGAAACUAACUCAGAAGGCGCAGGGUAGAUCAUACGGACAGAUCAAGGAAGAGUUGUACCGCGAAGUUGUCAAAGACUUGGAUGAAGCGGCUGAGACUCGCGGGAAACUGGCUGCCAGGGAUCUGGACCGCAGCCGUCGUGAUCUAGAGGCAAGAAAGAGGGUGGACGAUUAUCAGGCAGUCGUCCAACGGGCAAAGCUAUAA
Messenger RNA from Cladophialophora yegresii CBS 114405, 846 nucleotides. RefSeq lists its product as uncharacterized. Gene Ontology annotation, biological process: fatty acid beta-oxidation. The transcript has 2 exons. Gene Ontology annotation, cellular component: peroxisome. The record is from RefSeq and is a predicted model, not a curated record. Gene Ontology annotation, molecular function: enoyl-CoA hydratase activity; delta(3)-delta(2)-enoyl-CoA isomerase activity. The coding region runs from base 1 to 846 and encodes 281 amino acids. NCBI's taxonomy places the organism in Eukaryota, Fungi, Ascomycota, Eurotiomycetes, Chaetothyriales, Herpotrichiellaceae.